Messenger RNA from Anoplopoma fimbria (sablefish), 2406 nucleotides. It is a transcript of the gene tfcp2l1, whose product is annotated as transcription factor CP2-like 1. The transcript has 14 exons. Gene Ontology annotation, biological process: regulation of transcription by RNA polymerase II. The coding region runs from base 651 to 1859 and encodes 402 amino acids. Lineage: Eukaryota; Metazoa; Chordata; Actinopteri; Perciformes; Anoplopomatidae. The record is from RefSeq and is a predicted model, not a curated record. Gene Ontology annotation, molecular function: RNA polymerase II cis-regulatory region sequence-specific DNA binding; DNA-binding transcription activator activity, RNA polymerase II-specific. Gene Ontology annotation, cellular component: nucleus.
GCCAAGAGGACCCCAUUCCAGUACAUUCUGUGUGCAGCCACCUCGCCGGCUGUGAAGCAGCAGGAGGAGAGUCUCACUUAUCUCAAUCAAGGUCCCUCGACCCUCCCUUCCACUUCUGGGGUGGGGUGUCGACCUUGGAGAGCUUGGUACUAUCACCCAAACUUACCUUUCCUCUCUCCUAGAUCUCACACAAACCCCUUACAAACACACUAGUCAUCUGAUUCUCACUUUUUUUUUUUUUACAAUACACACUCAACUCGUGACAAUCUGCUUUUCUCUACUUUACUGUUUUUCAUUAAAGACUUAGGCAUCUUUAUACAUAUAUUAUUUUGGUAAAUAUUACGUUUCUUUCAUGGAAAUUAAAACAAAUAAAGUGGUAUAUUCUCGAUGUCAUGGCUUUCUGAAUAAAAACCCACUAGCAGCUCAUAAUUUCGGUCAUGCCACUUUCAUUUCACACACACUGUUACCGACUGACAACACAUUCACUUAAGAGUCAGGAGAGGUCAUUUUUAUUUCACUUCUGUGUGAGUGCAUCCACUUGACAUGUCUCUGUUGUCAGGUCUUCUGACAUUGCUUGAGACUGAAACGUUAAACAAAGCAGUAGCAUCCUAGAAACACCAGAAUGGGACAGGUGGCGUCUAUGCAAACACAUGCCAGGCUCGUCCGGGCCUUUUGAGCUCUGGUGCUCAGUCAUGCUUGAGCCUCCCUCCAUAAAUAUCCCAAAGAGCAUUGUACGCGUGGUGUUUCAUGACCGUCGGCUGCAGUAUAUGGAGCACCAGCAGCUGGAAGGAUGGAGGUGGAACCGACCAGGAGACCGAAUCCUGGAUAUAGAUAUCCCAUUGUCAGUGGGGAUACUGGAACCCCGUUCACACCCUCUGCAUCUCAACACCAUUGAGUUCCUCUGGGAUCCUGUCAAGGACUCUUCUGUUUUCAUCCAGGUCAACUGCAUCAGCACUGAGUUCACCCCCAGGAAGCACGGUGGGGAGAAAGGUGUGCCCUUUCGUAUCCAGCUGGACACUUUCACCACCAACGAACACGGAGAAUACAUGGAGCAUGUCCAUUCUUCUGGCUGCCAGGUCAAAGUCUUCAAGCCUAAAGGAGCUGAUCGCAAACUGAAGACAGACAGGGAAAAGAUAGAUAAAAAGGUCCCUCAAGACAGGGAGAAGUAUCAGCUGUCCCAUGAGAACACGGUGCUGAAAGAGUGUUCUCCUUGGCCCGAUGCCCUAAAUAUGAGCAGCCACAGCAGCAGCAGCACUCCGUCACCAGUUUACCACAGCUCCCCAACUUCCUGUAGCUUCACAGAUGGCAACUGUUCUCCAAACCAGCAAGGGGAGCUGCUCCUGCCCGGCUGCUCUGAACACCUUCUGCCAACAUCCUCACCUCAGGACACCCAGCAGUGGCUGCACCGCUACAGGUUCUCACCGUUCUCAAGGCUCUUCUGCAGCUUCUCAGGUGCCGAUCUGUUGAGGAUGAGCAGGGAGGAUCUGAUCCAGAUCUGCGGUCCAGCAGAUGGUAUUCGCCUCUUUAACACCAUGAAAGGAAGGUGUAUACAGCCCCGUCUCACCAUCUAUGUGUGUCAGCAGCAGACCAGACAUCAACCUCCCAUCAAGUCAGGUGGUGGAAACAUCUAUCACGCUCUGUACCUGGAGGAGCUGACACUGUUGGACCUCUCGGAAAAGAUCGCUCUGCUGUACGGCAUCACUCCACAGCAAAUAACACACAUCUACAGACAGAAACCCAGCGGGAUCCACGUCUUAGUCUCUGACGAGAUGGUGCAGAACUUCAGGGAGGAAACAAGCUACAUACUCAGCACUAUAAGAGAUGAAAACACUGCUGGCUACCACGUUGUGCUGAAAUGACCAAUAGGUACUCAGGAGAUUCAACGUUUCCUCCUAGAAUCCGUGGAAUUGUACAGCUUGUAUAUAAGUCCUUCUGGACUACAAUAUGUAACAUUUACUAAGAUUUACAGAACUUGAAAAUGCUGGUAAGCUUUCAGUUUGCUGUUGAUUUUGUGCUUUUGUUGAGUUUUCUUUAAUUUUUUUUCUGUUUAAUUUGUGUUGUUGUUAAGUAACUGAUUCAUGCUUGGUAUGCCUUAUAAUUAGAGGUUAACACUGCUGUAUUACUUCUUCUCAUGUGCGCUCAUUUUUGGCUUAAACACCUAUAGAUGCAAGUUAAUGACUUUCAUGAUUAUAAAGAAGAGUAAAUGUACACACAUCAUAAUGCCGACAAAUAGAAAAGACAAAUGAACAAAACUGUAUUAUGUUGUUUUAAUGUUAUGCAAUGUCCCUGCACUAUUGUCAUGCUUGUCCUAAAUAUGAAAUGUUGUCAUGUAUACCAUUGGCUGUGUCUGUUGUAUAUGAUAUAUAAGCUAUUGUCUUUGCGAGGUCUAAUGGGAAAUUUGGUAAA